AUGGAACCUGGGUCGAGUGAUCCUACACAACUAUAUCUACAACCAUCCCAUCGUUCACAGUCUAUAUGGGAGGCCUCCUCCACAGUUGUUUUGAGUUGUCGACGAAGAGAGGCAGCAUCUCAGCGCACGAUCCCAUUCGAUCAGCGUAUUGUACCAUAUUUAAAGGCUGGUGGAUUUCUAGGGGCUUCCCAUAUAGGAUUUAUGCAAUUGGGCUGGCAUUUGAUUACUGCUCUGGUCGAGCGUUGGAGACUAGAGACCCACACAUUUCAUAUGCCUUGUGGGGAAUGCACGAUCACCCUACAGGAUGUUGCAGUUCAGUUAGGGCUACCUGUGGAUGGUGAGCCUGUGGUAGGGUCGUUAUUAUAUGACUGGAAGUUCACAAAAUUGCCACUGGAUGCUGAUGAUGUGAGCGUUCAAAGAUACGCUCGUGCAUACAUUAUGCAGUUAAUUGGAGGUUUUCUAUUUGCAAACAAAUCAAACACUCUGGUCCACUAUAUGUUCCUCCUACUUUUAAUUAAUUUUGACCAGGCUGGUACUUAUGCUUGGGACGCUGCAUGCCUCGCAUGGUUGUGUGGGGAAUUGUGUCGAGCGAGUAAUGCACGAUCUUUAGAGAUUGUUGGCCCAUUAAUAUUGUUGCAAGUAUGA
Cucumis sativus (cucumber) is the source of this 645-nucleotide messenger RNA. Its product is annotated as serine/threonine-protein phosphatase 7 long form homolog. NCBI's taxonomy places the organism in Eukaryota, Viridiplantae, Streptophyta, Magnoliopsida, Cucurbitales, Cucurbitaceae. The record is from RefSeq and is a predicted model, not a curated record. Gene Ontology annotation, biological process: meristem development; meristem maintenance. The transcript is spliced from 2 exons. Bases 1 to 645 code for a protein of 214 amino acids.